Molecule: messenger RNA, 1455 nt
Organism: Penicillium maclennaniae
Lineage: Eukaryota; Fungi; Ascomycota; Eurotiomycetes; Eurotiales; Aspergillaceae
Product: Sds3 domain-containing protein
Exons: 3
Coding region: 1-1455 (484 amino acids)
Biological process (GO): negative regulation of transcription by RNA polymerase II
Cellular component (GO): Sin3-type complex
Molecular function (GO): histone deacetylase binding
Source: RefSeq, a predicted model, not a curated record
AUGGCAUACUCCCCAGGGACCCAGUCGCCCGGCGCUGGGCCCGCCUACCAUGGCGGAUUACACUCCAGAGGCCGUUCUACUAGUCCCGCGGGUGGUACUGGAACGCUUUCGAAACGCGACAAACGUCGGUCUGCACUCCAGGAGCGUCUUCACGAUUUGACUGCUACCUUUAGUCAGAAUCGCGACGCCCAGUUUCGCCAGCAGCUUCACUCCCUGCAAUGCGAUAUGACACUCAUUAAUAAUGCGGACCCUUACCAAACCGGUCCACUGCCGGAUUCUUCUGAGGAUGUCGCGCGGCUAAUUGAAGAUACUGUUGGUGGUGGCAAGUUUGCCAAGGAGAUGGCAAGCCUGUCUGGCACAUGGUACGCCAAAUUUGUACAGGAGGUGAACAAUGUCAAAGAGCAGCGUGAUGCAGAUCUGGCUCAAAUUAUGGGCCGACAUCAAAAUAGCCUCGAGCGACACCGCCGCGAGUACGAUUUCCGCCAACAUUUCGCCAAAGAGGAAUUUAACCAAUUGUCGACGACGCUACGCGAACGGUUGAUGCAGAGCAUCUCGAGCAAACGGUCCCGACUUAUGCGUGAGAAGGAACAACUCGAUAUUGCGGAUACCAAUGCACUGCUUCUCCAUCCAAAUCAGUUCAGCAUUACCAACCCAGCCAGUCCUGGUGGCCUUCACAGCAACCGAAAGACUCGUCAUACUCGGCACAGGGUGGAUCUGGACGAACUCGGGAAUGGCAUCGUUUCAGAAUUGAACAAGCGCAAGCGCAAGGCGCCAGAGGAGGAUACUGGCUCACCCGUGCGGGACACAGGUGGCACGACCCCAGCUGAGCGCCAAAAGCAAUAUCUUGCUCAGCAGACUGCGCCUACCUAUUCGAUGCACUCACUUUUCACGGAUAAAGAGCUAAGUGCUCAUGCCAACCACGCGCAUGUUGCUACCGUACAUUUUUUCUCUACUUCCAAGCGCGCCGACCAGGGUUCCGGGGCCGUGACUAACGGCAACAAUACCGACGCGGAUGAUACCCCUGAAGUUACUGGGCAUGAAGACAACGGUACUCCUACGGCCGACAUGAUCCGUACCGCAAGCCAGAAUUUCCAUGUCACACGCUCCACCCGGGGCACGGCAGCACACAGCGCUCUAAGCGCUCUAGCCGAAUUGGCUGACAAGCCCGCAUCGCGCCCUGCUCUGCCCUACCACGUCUUGUCCAACUAUCAUGCUCGACCUAACGGUAACGCACCUCCACUGACCUCGCUUCUUAAUGACGAGGUUGAUGACGAUUGCGCCCGCUUCGAGCGUCUGCAUGGCAAGCCUCCUGGCUGGAUUGAUUCGUCUCUCUGUGAACUGGUUGCUGCGCCGCUGCCCUCUGACCCGCCUGUGCGACCUCAUCCCGGCCCCGAAAUGUUUCAGUCCACCGGAAUGGAGCGUGAGCGCAGCAGUAAGCGUGUCCGGAACCAUUAA